GAGACGCCGCGGCGCCCGCUCCGCUCCGCCCGCGCUGCUCCUCGCUCUCCGCCGCCCGCGCCCUCACCAGAGCAGCCAUGGAGGAGGUGGUGAUUGCCGGCCUGUCCGGGAGACUGCCCGAGUCGGACAACAUGCAGGAGUUCUGGGCCAACCUGGUGGGCGGCGUGGACAUGGUCACGGACGACGACCGCCGCUGGAAGGCGGGGCUCUACGGCCUGCCCCGGCGCUCCGGCAAGCUGAAGGACUUGUCCAAGUUCGACGCCGCCUUCUUCGGCGUGCACCCGAAGCAGGCGCACACCAUGGACCCCCAGCUUCGGCUGCUGCUGGAGGUCACCUACGAGGCCAUCGUGGACGGAGGCCUCAAUCCCGCCUCCCUCCGGGGCACACACACCGGCGUGUGGGUGGGCGCAAGCGGCUCGGAGGCCUCGGAGGCCCUGAGCCGAGACCCCGAGACCCUCCUGGGUUACAGCAUGGUGGGCUGCCAGCGGGCCAUGAUGGCCAACCGGCUCUCGUUCUUCUUCGACUUCAAAGGGCCCAGCGUCACCCUGGACUCGGCCUGCUCCUCCAGCCUGCUCGCCCUGCACAAUGCCUACCAGGCCAUCCGCAGCGGGGAGUGCCCGGCGGCUGUGGUGGGCGGCAUCAACUUGCUGCUCAAACCCAACACGUCUGUGCAGUUCAUGAAGUUGGGCAUGCUGAGCCCCGAGGGCGCCUGCAAGUCCUUCGACGAUGCAGGGAACGGCUACUGCCGCUCCGAGGCCGUGGUGGCCGUCCUGCUGACCAGGAAGUCGCUGGCCCGUCGCGUGUAUGCCACCAUCCUCAACAGUGGCACGAAUACCGACGGCAGCAAGGAGCAAGGUGUGACAUUCCCCUCCGGGGAGGCCCAAGAGCAGCUUAUCCGCUCACUGUACGAACCAGCUGGCCUGGCCCCCGAGUCGCUGGAGUACAUUGAGGCCCAUGGCACGGGCACCAAGGUGGGUGACCCCCAGGAGCUGAAUGGCAUCGUACGAGCCCUGUGCGCUUCCCGCAAGGAGCCUUUGCUGAUCGGCUCCACCAAGUCCAACAUGGGGCACCCCGAGCCUGCCUCAGGACUCACGUCCCUAGCCAAGGUGCUGCUGUCCCUGGAGCACGGGGUCUGGGCCCCCAACCUGCACUUCCACAACCCCAACCCUGAGGUGCCGGCGCUGAGCGACGGCCGGCUGCAGGUGGUGGUCCAGCCGCUGCCCGUGCGUGGUGGCAACGUGGGCAUCAACUCUUUUGGCUUCGGUGGCUCCAACGUGCACGUCAUCCUGCAGCCCAACACCCGGGCCUCCGUGCCCCGUGGCCCGCACGCCGCGCUGCCCCGCUUGCUGCUCGCCAGUGGGCGCACCCCUGAGGCCGUCCAGAGCCUGCUUGAGCAGGGCCAGGGGCACAGCCAGGACCUGACCUUUGUGAGCAUGCUCAACAACAUCGCGCCCACCUCCCCUGCCGCCAUGCCCUUCCGGGGCUACUCCGUGCUGGGCGGCGAGGGCAGCAGCCAGGAUGUGCAGCAGGUGCCGGCUGGCAAGCGCCCACUCUGGUUCAUCUGCUCUGGCAUGGGCACGCAGUGGCAUGGCAUGGGGCGGAGCCUCAUGCGCCUAGACCGCUUCCGGGCCUCCAUCCUGCACUCAGACCAGACUCUGGCACCAUUUGGGGUGAAGGUCUCAGACCUGCUGCUGAACCCCGAGGAGGGCGUGUUUGAUGACAUUGUGUACGCCUUCGUGAGCCUCACGGCCAUCCAGAUCGCUCUCAUCGAUCUGCUGACCGCUGUGGGGCUGCAGCCAGACGGCAUCAUCGGGCACUCGCUGGGGGAGGUGGCCUGCGGCUACGCCGACGGCUGCCUGUCCCAGGAGGAGGCCGUGCUGGCCGCCUACUGGAGGGGCCAGUGCAUCAAGGACGCCCACCUCCCAUCGGGUGCCAUGGCUGCCGUGGGCCUCUCCUGGGAGGAAUGCAAGCAGCGCUGCCCGCCUGGCAUCGUGCCCGCCUGCCACAAUUCCGUGGACACAGUGACCAUCUCGGGGCCUCAGGCGCCCAUGGCCGAGUUUGUGCAGCAGCUAAAGCAGGAGGGCGUAUUUGCCAAGGAGGUGCGCACAGGUGGCCUGGCGUUCCACUCAUACUUCAUGGAUGCCAUCGCACCCACGCUGCUGGAGCAGCUUAAGAAGGUGAUCCGCCAGCCGCGGCCGCGCUCUGCCCGCUGGCUCAGCACCUCCAUCCCGGAGGCCGAGUGGCAGGGCAGCCUGGCCCGCACGUCCUCGGCUGAGUACAACGUCAACAACCUCGUGAGCCCCGUGCUCUUCCAGGAGGCACUGUGGCACGUCCCCGAGCAGGCUGUGGUGCUGGAAAUCGCCCCUCAUGCCUUGCUGCAGGCCGUCCUGAAGCGGGGCCUCAAGCCCAGCUGCACCAUCCUGCCACUGAUGAAGAAAGACCACAGGGACAACCUGGAGUUCCUGCUCACCAACCUGGGCAAGCUGCACCUCACCGGCACCGAUGUGGACCCCGAUGCACUGUUCCCACCCGUGGAGUUCCCGGCCCCACGGGGUACCCCGCUCAUCUCGCCCUACAUCAAGUGGGAACACAGCCAGAGCUGGGACGUGCCUGCCGCCGAGGACUUCCCCAAUGGCUCCAGCUCCUCUUCUGCCACUGUCUACACCAUCGACACCAGCCCCGAGUCCCCUGAGCACUACCUGGUGGACCACUGCAUCGACGGCCGUGUCAUCUUCCCUGCCACCGGCUAUCUGUGCCUGGCCUGGCGGACGCUGGCCCGCCGCCUGGGCCUGGCCAUGGAGCAGCUGCCCGUGGUGUUUGAGGAUGUGACCCUGCACCAGGCCACCAUCCUGCCCAAGUCCGGCACUGUCACCCUGGAGGUGCGGCUCCUGGAAGCCUCCCGUGCCUUCGAGGUGUCUGAUAAUGGCAACCUGAUCGUGAGCGGGAAGGUGUACCAGUGGGAGGAUCCGAACCCCAAGCUCUUUGAGCUCCUGGAAGGCCAGAGUCCUGCAGACCCCAUGGCUGCCUUCCGCCUGGCCCAGGCUGAUGUGUACAAGGAAUUGCGGCUGCGCGGCUAUGACUACGGCCCCCAUUUCCAGGGCGUCCUGGAGGCCAACCUCGAAGGCAAUUCCGGCCAGCUGCUGUGGAACGACAACUGGGUGACCUUCCUGGACGCCAUGCUGCAGGUGUCCAUCCUGGGCCACAGCCAGCGCAGCCUGCGCCUGCCCACCCGCAUCACUGCCCUGCACAUCGACCCUGCCACGCACCUGCGCAAGGUGCACUCGUGGGGUGAGGCCCAAGCGGCCGACGCAGUGGUGGACAGCUGCCUGGGCACCCUGGUGAGCGGGGGGGCUCACUUGGCGGGCCUGCACACCUCCGCGGCCCCCCGGCGCCAGCAGGAGCAGCUGGCGCCCAUCUUGGAGAAAUUCUGCUUCGUGCCACACAUGGAAGGCAGCUGCUUGGCUGAGAAUGCUGCCCUGCAGGAGGAGCUGCAGCUGUGCAAGGGGCUGGCACAGGUGCUGCAGACCCGGGUGGCCCAGCAGGGACUGAAAAUGGCUGUGCCUGGGCUGGACGGGGCCAGGGUACCAGUGCCCCAGGAGCCCCCACAGCAGGUUCUUCCUCGGCUGCUGGCGGCGGCCUGCCAGCUGCAGCUCAAUGGGAACCUGCAGCAGGCUCUCACCCACGCUCUGGCCCAGGAGAGGUCCCUGCUGCCCGAAGACCCACUGCUCAGCGGCCUCCUCGCCUGCCCGGCCCUCAAGGUCUGUGUGGACAUGGCCCUGGAGAACCUGGCGAGCCCCAGGAUGAAGGUGGUAGAGGUGCUGGCCGGCGAGGGUCACCUGUUCACCCGCAUUCCGGACCUGCUCAACAGCCAGCCCUUGCUGCAGCUGGACUACACGGCCACUGACCGCCACAGCCAGGCCCUGGAGGCCGCCCAGGCCCAGCUGCAGCAGUGGGGCAUCGGCCAGAGUCAGUGGGACCCCGAGGGCCCCGCCCCCAGCAGUCUGGGCGCAGCCGACCUGCUGGUGUGCAACUGCACAUUGGCCAACCUCGGGGACCCGGCCUCUGCGCUGGGCAACAUGGCAGCAGCCCUCAAGGAAGGUGGCUUUCUGCUGCUGCACGUUCUGCUCCGGGGACACACCCUCGGCGAGACCCUGGCCUUCCUCGCGGCCGCCGAGCCUCAACAGGGGCCAAGCCUGCUGACACAGGACGAGUGGGAGAAGCUGAUGGCCAAGGCCACCCUGCAGCUUGUGGCCGUCAAGACCUCGUGCUACGGCUCCGCUCUCUUCCUGUGCCGCCGGCCAGCCCCACACCACAGCCCCAUUUUCCUGCCGGUGGACGACGCCACCUUCCGCUGGGUGGACCCUCUGAAGGACAUCCUGGCCGAGGACUCGCCCCGGCCCGUGUGGCUGACAGCCAUGAGCUGCCCCACGUCGGGCGUUGUGGGCCUGGUGAACUGCCUCCGCAAAGAGCCCGGCGGGCACCGGAUUCGGUGCAUCCUGCUGUCCAGCCUCAGCAGUGAGUCUCGCGUCCCGGCCCUGGGCCCCGGGUCUCCGGAGCUGGAGGACGUGCUGCGGACGGACCUGGUGAUAAACGUGUACCGCGACGGGGCCUGGGGCACCUUCCGCCACCUGCCGCUGGAGCAGGACAAGCCCCUGGAGCCAACGGCGCACGCCUUCGUCAACGUGCUCACCCGUGGUGACCUCUCGUCCAUCCGCUGGGUGUGCUCACCACUCCGGCACGCCCAGCCCGCCAGCCCCGGCACGCAGCUCUGCACCGUCUACUACGCCUCGCUCAACUUCCGCGACAUCAUGCUGGCCACUGGCAAGCUGUCAGCCGACGCCAUCCCAGGCAAGUGGAGCACCAGGGAUUGCAUGCUGGGCAUGGAGUUCUCUGGCCGGGACGCCUGUGGCCGCCGCGUGAUGGGGCUGGUACCUGCGGAGGGCCUGGCCACCUCCGUCCUGCUCACGUCCGAUUUCCUCUGGGAUGUGCCCUCCGGCUGGACCCUGGAGGAGGCAGCCUCGGUGCCGGUCGUGUACACCACUGCCUACUACUCACUGCUGGUCCGGGGGCGCAUGAAGCGAGGGGACACGGUGCUCAUCCACUCGGGCUCCGGCGGCGUGGGCCAGGCCGCCAUCGCCAUCGCGCUCAGCAUGGGCUGCCGUGUCUUCACCACCGUGGGGUCGGCCGAGAAGCGGGCGUACCUCCAGGCCCGGUUCCCUCAGCUUGACGACACCAGCUUCGCCAACUCGCGCGACACGACCUUCGAGCAGCACGUGCUGCGGCACACGGCCGGCAAGGGUGUUGACCUCGUCCUCAACUCCUUGGCGGAGGAGAAGCUGCAGGCCAGCGUGCGCUGCCUGGCCCAGCACGGCCGCUUCCUGGAGAUUGGCAAGUUUGACCUCUCCAACAACCACCCGCUGGGCAUGGCCGUCUUCCUCAAGAACGUGACCUUCCACGGAGUCCUGCUGGACGCCCUCUUCCAAGACGCCAACGAGGACUGGCGGGAGGUGGCCGAGCUGCUGCGGGCAGGCAUCCGUGAUGGGGUGGUGCAACCCCUCAAACGCACUGUGUUCCCCAAGGACCAGGUGGAGGAGGCGUUCCGCUACAUGGCCCAGGGGAAGCACAUUGGCAAGGUCAUCGUCCAGGUGCGCGAGGAGGAACAGGAGGCAGGGCUGAAGGCAGUUACACCCACCCUGACCAUGGCCGUCUCCAAGACCUUCUGCCCGCCACACAAGACGUACGUGCUGGUCGGCGGCCUGGGCGGCUUCGGCCUGGAGCUGGCUGGGUGGCUCGUGCUGCGCGGGGCUCAGCGACUGGUGCUCACGUCCCGCUCGGGGAUCCGUACAGGCUACCAGGCCAAGCAGGUCCGCGAGUGGCGGCGCCAGGGUGUGCAGGUGCUGGUGUCCACCCAGGAUGCCAGCUCGCUUGAUAGCGCGCGGGCCCUGGUGGCCGAGGCCGCGCAGCUGGGGCCUGUCGGAGGUAUCUUCAACCUGGCCAUGGUCCUCAGGGACGGCAUGUUGGAGAACCAGAGCCCCGCCCUGUUCCUCGAUGUCAGCAAACCCAAGUACCACGGCACCAUGAACCUGGACAGGGUGAGCCGCGAGGCAUGCCCCGAGCUGGACUACUUCGUGGUCUUCUCCUCCGUGAGCUGCGGCCGUGGCAACUCGGGCCAGAGCAACUACGGCUUCGCCAACUCGUGCAUGGAGCGCAUCUGCGAGCAGCGCCGACAGGACGGCCUGCCAGGCCUGGCGGUGCAGUGGGGUGCUGUUGGCGACGUGGGCGUCAUCCUGGAGACCAUGGGCACCAAUGACACGGUCAUCGGGGGUACCCUGCCACAGCGCAUCGCCUCCUGCCUGGAGGUGCUGGAGCUCUUCCUGCACCAGCCCCACACCGUGCUCAGCAGCUUCGUGCUGGCUGAGAAGAAGGCGGCAGCCCGCAGCGACGGCGACGGCCAGCAGGACCUGGUCAAGGCCGUGGCGCACAUUCUGGGCAUCCGUGACCUGGCCGGCAUUAACAUGGACAGCUCGCUGGCCGACCUGGGCCUGGACUCGCUGAUGGGCGUGGAGGUGCGCCAGACCCUGGAGCGCCAGCACGACCUGGUGCUGUCGAUGCGUGAGGUGCGGCAGCUGACGCUGCGGCGGCUGCAGGAGCUCUCCUCGACGGCCAGCGCCGACACAGAGCUGUCGUCGGCCACAUCCAAGGAGGGCAGCCCGGCCCGAGAGCAGCAGCUGAACUGGAGCACCCUGCUCGUGAACCCCGAGGGCCCCACCCUAACGAGGCUCAAUUCUGUGCAGAGCUCAGAGCGGCCCUUGUUCCUGGUGCAUCCCAUCGAGGGCUCCACCACCGUGUUCCACAGCCUGGCCACCCGGCUCAGCGUGCCCACCUACGGCCUGCAGUGCACCCGGGCCGCCCCGCUGGACAGCAUCCAGAGCCUGGCUGCCUAUUACAUUGACUGCAUCCGGCAGGUGCAGCCCGAGGGCCCCUACCGCGUGGCCGGUUACUCCUACGGGGCCUGCGUGGCCUUCGAGAUGUGCUCACAGCUGCAGGCCCAGCAGGGCGCGGCCCCUGCCCACAACAGCCUCUUCCUGUUUGACGGCUCCCACUCGUACGUGCUGGCUUACACCCAGAGCUAUCGCGCCAAGAUGACCCCAGGCUCCGAGGCCGAGGCUGAGGCCGAGGCCAUCUGCUUCUUCGUACAGCAGUUCACAGACGCGGAGCAUGGCAGGUUGCUGAAGUCGCUGCUGCAGCUCAGCAACCUGGAGGAGCGCGUGGCAGCCGCCGUGGACCUGGUCACCAAGAGCCACCAGGGCCUGGACCGCCAGGAGCUGAGCUUCGCAGCCCACUCCUUCUACCACAAGCUGCGGGCGGUCGAGCAGUACACCCCCAAGGUCAAAUACCAUGGCAACGUGACACUGCUGCGUGCCAAGACGGGCAGCGCCUACGGCCAGGACCUGGGUGCCGACUACAACCUCUCACAGGUGUGCGACGGCAAGGUGUCGGUGCAUGUGAUCGAGGGCGACCACCGCACGCUGCUGGAGGGCAGUGGCCUCGAGUCCAUCAUCGGCAUCAUCCACAGCUCCCUGGCCGAGCCGCGAGUGAGCGUGCGGGAGGGCUAGGCCCGCAGCGGGACUGCUCUGGCCGCAGUGCCACGGGAGGGUCCUGCAGGUGGGGCCCGCUCGCGGCCGGCAGCAGGACAGUCGCCAAGGCCCACACGGACGUGGGAGCCCGGAGCCCCCGGCUCGGAGACCGCCUGCCCGGUCUGUGAAGAGCCAGGCCUGCCGGGGUCAAGCGGGCCCCCACCAGCCGCCUUGCGUGCACCCUUGUAUUUAUUGCAUCGCUGGGCAAACGCCCGCCCCGGGUACACCCCCUCUGUGAAGUGCUGCCCAGCCCAGCCUCUGCCAUCAUGGGGCAGUGGGGGCUGGGGGCCCCCUGGCCUCGCCCCCAGUGUCCGGCUGCACCCAUGAUGUGGGGUCGUCCCGACCCUGCGGACAGCACCGGGCCCGCCUGUGUGUGUCUGCUCGUUGCUGCCGGCAUCUCGCGGUUGUGGCCCGCCAGAGUGAAGAGCCACAUGCGGCGUGUCUCGUUUGGACCCCAAGGCGUACGAUGCUGCUCGGCACCCUCCCCCGGCCCCUGAAUAAACCGCACAGGAGCUC
This is a messenger RNA of Ochotona curzoniae (black-lipped pika), 8153 nucleotides long. RefSeq names its product fatty acid synthase (gene FASN). Bases 78 to 7616 code for a protein of 2512 amino acids. Gene Ontology annotation, molecular function: fatty acid synthase activity; oxidoreductase activity; 3-oxoacyl-[acyl-carrier-protein] synthase activity. Lineage: Eukaryota; Metazoa; Chordata; Mammalia; Lagomorpha; Ochotonidae. Gene Ontology annotation, cellular component: cytoplasm. The record is from RefSeq and is a predicted model, not a curated record. Gene Ontology annotation, biological process: fatty acid biosynthetic process. The transcript has 42 exons.